AUGAAGUUCUUUGUUGGUAUCUCCGCCAUAUCCAUUCUUGCACUUUCCACAAUUGAUGCCAGUCUUGUACCGGAUAUCCUCGGGAUAGCUCCUAAGUUUCUCAGCAUUACCGCCAACCCUUCCUUCCAGGCCAAUGCGGCUAAUGCUCUUUCCAGAGCCAAGCAAAAAUUUUCUGGUUCAUCUAAAAGUACAUCGGUUACUGUAGUCGAUUACAAGAAUGAUGUCGAGUAUUUUGGUACUAUACAGGUCGGAACUCCUCCUCAGGAUGUCAUAAUUGACUUUGAUACCGGCUCUUCGGAUCUUUGGUUUGCCUCAACUCUCUGUUUAUUAUGUGACACACACAAAAACAAGUUUAACGCUUUUCUUUCAACUUCUUAUAAGCCAAGCUUAAAGACCUGGUCUAUUAGCUAUGGAGAUGGCUCGUUUGCUGGUGGCAACGUCGGUUAUGAUACGGUCUCUGUCAAUGGUAUUUCUGUAAAAGAGCAAGCAAUCCAACUUGCCAAGUUUGAAUCACCUUCCUUCAAGGAUAGUCCAGUUGAUGGUAUUCUUGGUCUUGGCUUCCGCUCCCUUUCAUCUGCAUUCGGCUCCAAUACCGUCAUGGAUAACAUGAUUGAGCAGCACUUGAUUGAAAAACCUAUUUUCAGUGUAUACCUUGGGAAAUCUGGCGAAGAUCCCGCUGGAGAAUUUAUGUUCGGUGAUUACAAUCCUGAUCAUAUUGGUGGCAGAUUAACCACUGUUCCAGUUGACAGUAUUGAUGGCCUAUGGAAAAUAACUGUCGACGAGGCAUCUGUUGGCUUUAAGACUGUCGACAAAUUUGAUGCUAUCAUCGACACUGGAACCACUCUACUUGUUUUCACUAAAGAUGUUGCCGAACAAAUUGCCCAAUUCUAUGAUGCUACUGAAGUUGGUGAUGGUACCUAUCUUAUUGACUGUGACACCUCCAAGUUCGAUCCUUUAGUGUUCACCAUUAAUGGCGCUGAUUUCGAAAUCCCUCCUUCCGAACUUGUCUUUGAAAAUAAGCUAGUAUCUUGCGUCGCUAGUUUUACUCAUGGUGAUUCUGACUUUGCUAUUCUUGGCGAUGUAUUCCUCAAGAGUAACUAUGUUAUCUUUAACGCAGAGGUUCCCCAUGUCCAAAUAGCUCCAAGCAGAUAA
Molecule: messenger RNA, 1152 nt
Organism: Phycomyces blakesleeanus NRRL 1555(-)
Lineage: Eukaryota; Fungi; Mucoromycota; Mucoromycetes; Mucorales; Phycomycetaceae
Product: secreted aspartyl protease
Exons: 4
Coding region: 1-1152 (383 amino acids)
Biological process (GO): proteolysis
Molecular function (GO): aspartic-type endopeptidase activity
Source: RefSeq, a predicted model, not a curated record